AUGAAGACAGAAAUUGUCAAUACAAAUAUGAUUGCAUAGAUGUUACAUGAGGAGUGAGCGUGAGCAAAACCUUAACAGAGGGGUGAGGUGGAUGUGGUAUACUUGGACAGAGGGGUGGCUGUGGACGUGGGUACACUUGGACAGAGGGGUGGCUUGUGGACGUGUACUCUUGGACAGAGGAUGCUGUGGAGUGGUAUACUUGGACAGAGGGGUGGCGGUGGAACGUGGUAUACUUGGAAAGAGGGGUGGUGGGUGGACGUGGUAUACUUGGACAGAGGGGUGCGGUGGAUUGUGGUAUAACUUGGAC
Staurois parvus is the source of this 307-nucleotide messenger RNA. The record is from the annotation of a GenBank genome assembly. NCBI's taxonomy places the organism in Eukaryota, Metazoa, Chordata, Amphibia, Anura, Ranidae.